This is a messenger RNA of Amphibalanus amphitrite, 4608 nucleotides long. RefSeq names its product protein strawberry notch homolog 1-like. Gene Ontology annotation, cellular component: nucleus. Gene Ontology annotation, biological process: regulation of DNA-templated transcription. The record is from RefSeq and is a predicted model, not a curated record. NCBI's taxonomy places the organism in Eukaryota, Metazoa, Arthropoda, Thecostraca, Balanomorpha, Balanidae. The transcript is spliced from 27 exons. The coding region runs from base 99 to 4193 and encodes 1364 amino acids. Gene Ontology annotation, molecular function: chromatin DNA binding; histone binding.
CCGGAGCGUACCCCCCUGCCCACGCUGCACGCGCUGCACGCUUACCCCCUGGAUGUGUCUCCAACGAAGGCCGUAUUCUCCAACAAACUUUUCGAAUUAUGUCUACUAGGAAAAGGAGUUCCGCAAACGCGAUGAAUAAAUAUAAGGAGGAAUCUGAUGGGUCAGUGUCAUCGGAGGACUCGGACUACGAUCCCGACGAAACGGAGGUCCCAGGUGGCGGGAAGAGCAUCACCGCCCUGGGCGACGCCCCGGCGCCGGCCGACCUGCUCUCGUCAGCCCUCUCCUCGGCAGGCGUGGCCGGCAGCUCUGGCGUUAACGCAGACCGCCACGCCAAGAUCGACCGCAUGAUUCGUGAUGGCGUGCUGACCAAGGCGGGCCCGACGGGAGGGCAAGCGGGCUACCAAGUCAUCAGCAGCGCGGAGCCGUCCACACCGAGCGCCGCCGGCACUCUGGUGCAAAACUCUCUGACGGCCUCCGGCUCUGGACUGCCUCCGGCCGCGGCAUCCGGACUGCCUGCCGCCGCCGCUCGGAUGAAGGUGGCCGUCAAACCUACCGGGGCGAUGGGUGCGGCGGCCGUGAUGAGUCCAAUGAUGGUGCAGGCGAUGGCCGGUCAGCUGGCCCAGAUGGGCCUUCCGCCCAUGAACAUGGCCCAGAUCCAGAGCCUGCUACUGCAGCAGAUGAUGAGCCAGAAGCUCCCGCCGCCUCCGAGCCUCUUCUUAGGAGGAGACUCUAAGCUGGCCGCUCCGCCCGAAGACGAGCACGGCGAGGAGGACGACGACGACAUGGGCGUGGUGGAAACAUACGCCGACUACAUGCCGGCAAAAUUGAAGCUGGGCCGGAAGCACCCAGAUCCGGUGGUGGAGACAGCCUCACUGGCCAGCGUUCCGCCCACCGAUGUGUGGUACCGGCUGUCGCUGCCCGAGGAGCUCAUCAGCCAGGGCCGGCUGUCGGCGCUUCAGCUGGAGGCCGUCGUAUACUCCUGUCAGGCGCACUCGCAGUUUCUGCAGGACGGCACUCGCGCUGGCUUCCUAGUCGGUGACGGUGCGGGUGUCGGCAAAGGACGCACCAUCGCAGGACUGAUCUACGAGAAUUACCUGAAAGGCCGCAAAAAAGCCAUCUGGGUAUCCGUUUCCAACGACCUUAAGUACGACGCAGAAAGAGACCUGAGCGACAUCGGCGCCGGAAAAAUCAGCGUGUACGCCCUUAACAAGAUGAAGUACGCCAAAAUCAACUCGGUUGUAAACGGAGACGUCAAAAAGGGCGUGGUCUACUCGACGUACUCGUCACUGAUUGGCGAAUCGUCCACGGUGGGCGGGAAGUACAAGACGCGGCUCAAACAGUUAGUCCACUGGUGUGGUGACGACUUCGAUGGACUGAUCGUCUUUGACGAGUGCCACCGGGCCAAGAACUUGUGCCCGGUUGGUUCAUCCAAGCCGACCAAGACGGGCCUGACAGUGCUCGAGCUGCAGAAGCAGCUGCCCAAGGCGCGCGUCGUAUACGCCUCAGCCACCGGCGCCUCCGAGCCUAAGAACAUGGCCUACAUGGUGCGGCUUGGAAUCUGGGGCGCCGGCACGCCGUUCAGAGAGUUCAGCGACUUCAUAUCGGCGGUGGAGAAGCGUGGUGUGGGAGCCAUGGAGAUUGUGGCGAUGGAUAUGAAGCUGCGCGGCUCGUACAUGGCGCGCCAGCUGAGCUUCCACGGGACGGCCUUCCGCAUCGACGAGGUGCGCCUGACGCCCGAGAUGGUGGCCCUGUACGACGACUCGGUGCGCCUCUGGGUGGAGGCGCGAGAAAAGUUCCAGCGCGCCGCAGAGCUGAUCGACGCCGACAAGUCGCUCAAAAAGUCCAUGUGGGGCCAGUUCUGGUCUGCCCACCAGAGGUUCUUCAAGUACCUCUGCAUUGGCGCCAAGGUCAAACAUGUGGUCAACAUUGCCAGUAAUUCCAUGAAGAUGGGGAAGUGUGUGGUGAUCGGCAUGCAGUCUACAGGCGAGGCACGCACACUAGAGCAGCUUGAGAGAGACGACGGGGAGCUCACCGACUUCGUCUCCACGUCCAAGGGCGUGGUUCAAUCGCUGAUUGAGAAACACUUUCCUGCGCCGGACCGCGACCGCAUCAGUCGGCUGCUGGGCAUGCAGCCGGACCGGCCGUCGCCACAGUUCCAGGCCAUUCUGGACGAGAUCAAGGACGAGGCCUCGGCCAGCGGCGCCGCCAAACGAAAGCCAGUGAGGCAAGCGGCGCGCAGGGCCAUCAAACGCUACAAGCACGCCUCGAGCGGCUCCGACUCAGAGCCGGGCUCGGACCCGGCGCCACGCCGCGGCCGUGGCGUCGCUCACGACUCCGACUUCAAAAUGUCCGACUCCGAUGAUGAUGAGGAGGGGGCCAGCGGAGAGGCUGAGGACUCCGACUCCUCCGUCCACUCGGAAGACAUGAGCGACGAGGACGAGGAGUGGUCCGGUAGCCGGCGGCGGCGCAACAACGCUAAACCGAAAAGGGCACCUGCCAGAGACAAGUUCGCGUACAUGUCGUCCGGGAGCAGGAGCGGCGGCGCCGAGUACGCGCCGCCCAGCCACGGCGCCGUGGAGCUGGCCUGCCAGAUGAAGGACGAGCUGCUGAGGAAGGUGGAUCAGCUGGGCAGCCGGCUGCCGGCCAACACGCUGGACGAGCUCAUCGACCAGCUCGGCGGCACCGAGAACGUGGCGGAGAUGACUGGUCGCAAAGGCCGGGUAGUCCAACACGACGACGGCCAGAUAGCGUACGAGUCGCGCUCCGAGCAAGAUGUGCCGCUCGAGACGCUUAACCUGGAGGAAAAGCGACGCUUCAUGGACGGAGAGAAAGAUAUCGCCAUCAUCUCUGAGGCGGCCUCGUCCGGUAUAUCGCUGCAGAGUGACCGGCGAGUUAAAAACCAGCGCCGGCGCGUGCACAUCACCCUGGAGCUGCCGUGGAGCGCCGAUCGCGCCAUUCAGCAGUUCGGUCGCACCCAUCGCAGCAACCAGGUGAACGCGCCCGAAUAUGUGUUCCUGAUCUCGGAGCUGGCUGGCGAGCGACGGUUCGCCUCCAUUGUCGCCAAACGGCUGGAGAGUCUGGGUGCGCUGACACACGGUGACCGGCGUGCCACCGAGUCGCGUGACCUGUCACGGUUCAACAUCGAUAACAAGUAUGGCCGCGCUGCGCUGGAGGCCACCAUGAAGACGGUGAUGGGCUACGAGCAGCCCAUCGUGCCACCACCGGACGACUACAAGGGCAACUUUUUCCUCGACAUUCGACGGGCGCUGGUCGGCGUGGGCCUCAUCACACACGAGAACGGCUCCUACAUGCUCGACAAGGACUUCAACAAUAUGAGCAAGUUCCUGAACCGGAUCCUGGGAAUGCCGGUGGAUCUUCAGAAUAGGCUCUUCAAGUACUUCACCGACACGUUGUCGGCUAUCGUCACGCAGGCCAAGAAGACGGGCCGCUACGACAUGGGCAUCCUUGACCUGGGCUCGCAGGAGGGAUCUGUGCGACGCACCAAGCUGCGCGUAUACCUGCACAAGCACGCCACGGGCACGGGCCGCACGGAGCUGCACACGGUGAACGUGGAGCGGGGCUGCAGCUGGACUGAGGCGCAGCGCAAGUGGGCCGAUCUCGAGUCUCCCACUGAGGGCUUCUACGUGUCCCACCAGGUGCGCAACGGCAAGCUGACGGCCAUGCUGGCCACGCUGGCGGAUUCAUCGUCCAAAAUGAAGCAAGUGAAGAAGGAGGACCAGCUGUACACCGUGUGUCGGCCCAACACGGGCGUCCAGAUCCGGAUGGAGACGCUGGCUGAGAUCAAGAAGAAGUACAAGCGCGUGCAGCCGGCCGAGGCCGAGCGGCACUGGCAGGAGCAGUUUGAGGCGUCCGUGGCCACGUGCUCGCACGCCUACUGGCGCGGCGUGUGCAAGCGGCGCGCUCUGGGCGUCGACUGCGACGUGGGCCGGCGCGCGCGAACCUACCACGUCUUAUCCGGCUCGGUGUUGCACGUGUGGACGCGGGUGGAGGGCGUGCUGUCUGCGGCCAGCGUCAGCCCGGCCCAACAGAAGAUGCAGGUCAUCCGGGUGCGCUGCUCCGACCAGCUCAAAAUCGUCGGCAUUGUGGUACCCAAUCACGUGGUGCCCAACAUGAUGACCAUGCUCGAGGAAGCCGCCGACUCGCACUUCGUAGAACAUCUAGACAAGGAAUAAGCCGACCGGGCGGUGCUGGCGCUACAGGACCGCCAGUAUCACCUUGGAGAGCCAGCCGGGCAGACUGCCCCGCAGAUCCAGACGGGCCGUCGCCGCUAACUGUAACUGUCUGACCGCGGUGUCCCCUCACUACGCGGCCUGUUCAUUAGAUAGUGACAAUUCUGUGUACCUUUAUUAGUGACCUGAAGGGCAGUUUUCAUUCAGUUGCAUUUACGUGGUGUCUGUGCGAUAUAGCCGGAGUGAGGACGUGUGCUCAGGUCCGGACAGACAGUGACCUCAGUUGGCGCUGGUGCGCCGCACCUGAUCGAGGCGGCUCGCGCUCCCGGCAAGUCCAACUUUGGCAAAUCCUGUCGCCACGCUUCAUUGACUUUCCCUGGAUCAUCGUUACAUUGAAAAAAUACAAAGCAUUUGCAUA